CGGAGAUGGCUGCAGGUUGCCGGGGGCCCGCCUGCCCUUCCUGGAGGCUUCACAUUUCCAGAGAGCUGAGGCGGAGAGACCGGGAGCAGCGGCAGGUGUUUGAGGAGCUCAUCUCACAGUAUAAAAGGCUGCUGGAAAAGUCCGACCUUCAAUCUGUUUUGGCUGACAAACUGCAAGCAGAGAAAUAUGAGCAGCAGAGCCGCCAUGACAGCAGCCCUGGCCCAGAUGGGAUGCGUAAUGAUAUGCUAUUGCAGGACAUGGCCCAGAUGAGGAUAAAACACCAGGAGGAGCUCACCGAACUUCAUAAAAAGAGAGGGGAGCUUGCUCAGACAGUCAUAGAGCUGAACAAUCAGAUGCAACAGAAGGACAAGGAAAUCCAAGCCAAUGAAGAAAAGAUAGCGAAGUACUUGCAGACAAUCCAAGAUCUGGAAACUGAAUGCCAGGAUUUAAGGAACAAGCUGCAAGAACUUGAACGUGCCAAUCAGACCCUUAAAGACGAGUACGACGCUCUGCAGAUUACUUUUACUGCUCUGGAAGAUAAAUUACGGAAGACUACAGAGGACAACCAGGAACUGGUGUCUCGCUGGAUGGCAGAGAAAGCUCAGGAAGCUAACCGGCUCAAUGCAGAAAACGAGAAGGACUCAAAGAGGAGACAGGCCCGACUUCAGAAAGAGUUAGCUGAAGCAGCCAAGGAACCUUUGUCCUUUGAACAUGAUGAUGAUAUAGAGGUGCUGAAUGAUAAUGCAGACCCUGUGGGAGACAGUGCGGGGGCACAAGCCACAGGCCGGAACAUCAGUAAGCGAAACUCUCAGCCUGCCGUAGGAGGCCUCCUGGACUCUAUCACUAAUAUCUUCGGCUUGUCUGAGUCUCCCUCCUUGAGUCAUCGUUCUGACAGUUCCAGGAGACGGUCUUUAAAUUCUUUCCCUGCCUCACCGGAUUGUGCAGAUACCCCCGGAGCUGGAAACAGAGAGGUCAGGGUUCCUGCUACAGCGGUUUAUUCCUUUGAUGCCCAUGAUGGAGAAGUUAAUGCUGUGCGAUUCAGCCCAGGCUCCCGUUUACUGGCAACAGGUGGAAUGGACCGGAGGGUGAAACUCUGGGAUGUGAUUGGAAAUAAAUGUGAAGCAAAAGGUUCUUUAACAGGCAGCAAUGCAGGAAUUACCAGCAUCGAAUUUGACAGUGCUGGUUCCUACCUUUUGGCUGCUUCGAAUGACUUUGCCAGCAGAAUCUGGACAGUGGAUGAUUACAGGCUUCGGCACACGCUAACUGGACAUAGUGGGAAAGUUCUAUCUGCCAAAUUCCUACUGGACAAUGCCCGCAUUGUGUCUGGAAGUCACGACAGGACAUUAAAGCUGUGGGACCUGCGCAGCAAAGUUUGCAUUAAGACUGUCUUUGCUGGUUCUAGCUGUAAUGACAUAGUUUGCACGGAGCAGUGUGUCAUGAGUGGUCAUUUCGACAAAAAGAUUCGGUUCUGGGAUAUAAGAACAGAAUGUAUUGUGCGGGAACUGGAGUUGCAGGGCAGAAUCACGGCUCUAGAUCUGAAUCCUGAAAGGACACAGCUACUUAGCUGCUCUCGGGAUGACCUUAUCAAAAUCACUGACUUGCGUGCCAAUGCUGUGCAGCAAACCUUCAGUGCCCCGGGCUUUAAGUGUGGAUCAGACUGGACUCGGGUUAUAUUUAGCCCUGAUGGCAGUUAUGUGUCUGCUGGUUCGGCAGAAGGAACACUUUACUUCUGGAACGUCCUUACAGGAAAAGUGGAGAGGAUGUUUAGCAAGCAACACAGUUCCUCUAUCAAUGCUGUGGCUUGGUCACCCUCUGGGACACACGUGGUCAGCGUUGACAAAGGAAGCCGUGGAGUGUUGUGGUCUGACUUUUGAUUGCCAUAGGUUUAAACUAUUUCCUUGAGGUCAGUGGCACAGUGGAGAUGUGGCUCUAUGCUACUUUUGUUUGUAAUGGCUCAGUGCCAACGCCAAGCUCUUCCUGUGACGUCAUUGAUGUUUGGCAGCAAGCACAGAAGAUGUAGCUUGGGUCUUCCUCCCACCUCUGACAGGAGUCAUUCACAUCUAAAUAUUCCUUUCAGAGAGAAUACACCAGGCUUCAUAUACAAAGCCUGCCUUUUACUUUGCUUGGUUUUAAAUGACGAGUGGCAAUCGGACGUUUGCUUCAAAGGCUUCAGUGUGACUUUUUAAACAGCUGUGUACUGAAAACUUUCCCUAACCGGUUAUGUAACAAUGACAUCUGUUUACUGCUAAAAUCCAUUUUAUACCCCUGCAUCUGGCCUGUUAUCUCUAAUGUUGGCAUUAUCUUGUACUUCACCGAAGAAGAGCUCAACCUGAUUGUGGUGCAAUCUAUAACAAGAAAGAAAUCCUAUAUUUUUAUUCUUAUGUAUUCAGCAGCAGCAUUUUGUUCUUAUGUUUCCUUGAUGGGUUACU
Molecule: messenger RNA, 2429 nt
Organism: Xenopus tropicalis (tropical clawed frog)
Lineage: Eukaryota; Metazoa; Chordata; Amphibia; Anura; Pipidae
Gene: atg16l1
Product: autophagy related 16 like 1
Biological process (GO): autophagosome assembly; microautophagy; protein localization to phagophore assembly site
Cellular component (GO): cytoplasm; Atg12-Atg5-Atg16 complex; phagophore assembly site membrane
Molecular function (GO): identical protein binding
Source: RefSeq, marked provisional